UCAGCCCCGCCGCCCGCAGCGCCCCUCCCCCCGCGUCCCUGGACGCAGCUGCCGCCGCCCGGUCGGGGAAGGAGGGCGGGCGGCCCGCGGCUCCCGCCCCGCCGCGCCGACACCGAAGGGAGCGCUUUGACUGGCGGGCCGGUCGGCUCGCGCGGGGAGAAGAUGUCGGAGCGGCGGAGGCGGGGCGGGCGGGAAGGCGGCGGGCGGGAUGAGGCCGCUUUCUCUGCGCCGAGCAGGCGGGCGGCCGGAGCGCGGAGGGAUACGGCGCGCGGCGGUGGGAGGCGGGGCCGCGCGGGCAGCGGGAGCCGGGAAGUGGCCGAGCGGAGUGGCGCAGCGCGGAGCGGAGCGGGCAGGGCGCCCCCGGGCAGCGCGGCCCCGGUGGGGGGCGGGCGGCACCGCGACCCUCCUCCUCCUUCUCCCUGCUGCCGCUGCCCGCGGGCUCCCCGCGAGGCGUCGGAGCGCCGCUGCCAGAGCGAUCGUGGCGCCUUGGUUCGCCGCUCGGUAAGGUAACUGCCGGCCGUGCGGAGCCGCCGCGGGGCUGCGGGCACGCGUGGGCCAAAGCGGGACGAAAGCGGUACAGAUAAAUCAAGGCCUGGCCGUGGGCACCCUCUAUUUAAAAAGGCUAAAUAAAUGCAAAUGGACGAAGAUCAUAAUCCCAGCCCGGUAAGUAGGGCUGUCGCGAAGCGCAGCCAUCCGCGGUGAUGGUUUCGCGGCGCGCCGGGCCCGAGCCGCGGCCCUGCCUGCCCGCCUGCCUGCCUCCGUGCCCGGGGCUGCUGGGCCGGCCCCGAGCGCGCUCUGAUCGCUGUGUCCGGAGCUGCCCUCGUUUCGUGCGUCUCAAAAUGUCCGCGUCUCCCCUUUUGUAACAGUCCCCGUUCUGUCUUUGGGCUCCUCUUUAAAUAAACGCUUCGGCCGAAUCGAAAUGGCAAAAUUAGAUCUUCCGGCGUCUAAUAAAGGCUGAUGAAAUGAA
This is a messenger RNA of Tympanuchus pallidicinctus (lesser prairie-chicken), 967 nucleotides long. RefSeq names its product translation initiation factor IF-2-like. Bases 163 to 510 code for a protein of 115 amino acids. The record is from RefSeq and is a predicted model, not a curated record. The transcript has 2 exons. NCBI's taxonomy places the organism in Eukaryota, Metazoa, Chordata, Aves, Galliformes, Phasianidae.